UGUGGAAAUCAACCCAUAUGAGAAAACAUUUAAUAAAUCUGAGUUCUCUUUCAGCAUCUUUAAGACACCAUGCCGCCGAAGUUCGACCCGAACGAGAUUAAAAUCGUGUGCCUUAGGGCCGUUGGUGGUGAAGUGGGAGCCACGUCUGCGCUGGCGCCUAAGAUCGGUCCUCUUGGUUUGUCGCCAAAAAAGGUCGGUGAAGAUAUCGCGAAAGGAACUGGCGACUGGAAGGGUCUUAAAAUCACCGUUAAGCUUGUGAUCCAGAACCGACAAGCAAAAAUCGAGGUUGUACCGUCGGCUGCUUCCCUCGUUAUCAAGGCUCUAAAAGAGCCCCCUAGGGACAGAAAAAAGGUCAAGAAUAUCAAGCACUCCGGUAAUCUCACCCUGGACACAAUUAUCGAUAUCGGUCGCCAGAUGCGGCCGCGCUCAAUGGCUCGUGAACUGCGCGGAACAGUCAAGGAGGUUCUAGGAACGGCUCAGUCCGUUGGAUGCACAGUUGAGGGUUGUAAUCCCCACGACAUCAUUGAUAAGAUUAACGAUGGCGAAAUAACUAUCCCUGAAAACUAAGAAAUAAAUGGGCCUAUCACCGGAUCCCUUCGUGCGGCCAAUUCUGGACACGCAGGGACACGGUGACAUACAGCUGGUGUGUAAAA
Messenger RNA from Varroa destructor (honeybee mite), 653 nucleotides. RefSeq names its product ribosomal protein L12 (gene RpL12). Gene Ontology annotation, cellular component: cytosolic large ribosomal subunit; ribosome. Gene Ontology annotation, molecular function: large ribosomal subunit rRNA binding; structural constituent of ribosome. Gene Ontology annotation, biological process: translation. The record is from RefSeq and is a predicted model, not a curated record. NCBI's taxonomy places the organism in Eukaryota, Metazoa, Arthropoda, Arachnida, Mesostigmata, Varroidae.